Molecule: messenger RNA, 849 nt
Organism: Acaulospora colombiana
Lineage: Eukaryota; Fungi; Glomeromycota; Glomeromycetes; Diversisporales; Acaulosporaceae
Source: the annotation of a GenBank genome assembly
GAAAAAUCCGAAUUCUCCAUAUACAUCGAGCCAUUGAAAUGCAAUUCAACCAGCAUCAACAACUUCAAGAAACUUAUUAAUUUUCUUCAAAUCACUGUCAAAGAUUUGGAAGGAAAAGAAAUUGAGCCCGAACGAGAGGGAACCUCCAUCUUAAAGGUGUUUAGUAGGUCAUCUCUUCGUGGUAUCAUUACAAUUGGGGUUGAAACGAUCCCUUUCAGGAAUGAAGACUCAAUUAACGCGUUUAAAUAUAUCGAGCCGCUCUCAAAAGAAUACAUGAUUACUAGGAAGUCGCCAGAGCGAAUAGAUAAGAUUUUAGGACCAGCAUUGAAUGUAAAGUUUAACGUUCAAAAUCAUCCUCUUUUUGCGAACAGCAAAGUCCUCUCGAUGUUUUCUCCGUACUGGAAAGAUAGGUUGAACGAACAACGUGAAGACAAAAAAUCAAGUUUUACUGGCGAAAGAGAACAUGACGCAAAAGAAUCGUUUCGUCAUGUUUACAAAGAAUUUGACGUCGAAGAACACGACUAUCUCAUUAUUUUACAUAUGAUUCAAGUUGCUUACACUGGAGAUAUCACAAUCGGUAAGAAGCGAGACGCCUAUCGGGAUCUACUUAUCUUGGCGGAUCGAUAUCGAAUUCCUGUGCUCAGGAUAAUUGGCGUAAAUAUUGAAAACGCGGCGAAGUUGUAUUUCGGAUAUUCUUGUAGUCAGUUGAAAGGCUACAUCAUCAACAAUUUCGAUGAGAUAGUUAAGACGAAAUCGUACGACGAGAUAUUGAAGAAUCACGAGAAAUAUCCAACGUUUCUUGAUAUGUACGAAGAUAUUUUGGUCGAAUUGUGUUCAUCCGAGCUCUGA